CCCUCUGGUGAGAGCCACAGUGGCUGAGCGGUGGUAGGGACUGUCAUCCUGCCUGGCCGCCCGGUUUUUUUGGAGAGAACCAGUUGGCACGGGGAUGUUCCUGCGAUGAUGGCGCUGCAGCUGAAGAGUGGGGAUGCAGCUUACUACCAGAGUGCAGAAUACUGCAGAAACUACACCUCGCCUCCUGUCAGCUACGGUGACAGCAGCCAUUAUCUCGCCCGGUUGCCAGGACCAGAAGCCAUGCUCAAGCCUCCUCUGAGUCUCUUCAGUCAUCCCCAACAGCCCUUCCAACACAUGGACUCUCUGCACCAGCUGGGACCUCCGCCGAUGGCGCCCACGCAGCCCCUCGGCCCACCGCCCAUUGCCCCCACUCAGGCAAUUGGUCCCCCAACUAUGGCUCCCCCCCAGAGUCUAGGCCCCCCUCCCAUCACUGCUCCUCACCCAUUAAGGCCUCCACCCAUUACCCCACCACACACCUUAGGCCCCCCUCCGAUGCCCCCAGCUCAGCCAAUGGGGCCUCCACCCUUGCCACACACCUUGGGGCCCCCACCUGUAGAUCACACACAAGCAAUAGUGCCUCCAACCAUGGACCUCGCACAGCCACUGGGGCCUCCACAUCUGAACCCUGCGCAUGCCCUGGUGCCCCCACCUGUAGUGGCGCCUGCAGCUGGUCGAUUUCCCCUCCCUCCCAGCCCCUUGUCCUCACCUCCAGCCCCGGGCCCAGAUCCCUCGCAGCUACCCCCAAGGCCCCCGGGACCGGCCCUCAUCCCAGCCCCGGUGUCCGGCCUCAUCUGCGGUCCUCUCCCAGGUCAGGCAGCCCCAGUCAGCGAGCAGCCCCAGGAUGAGGGCUCUUCACUGGGGAUGGAGGAGCAGGAGGACUCUCUGGGGCUGGAAGAACUGUGUAAACCACUGUACUGUAAACUGUGCAACGUUACCCUCAACUCCGCUCAGCAGGCACAGGCUCACUACCAGGGAAAGAACCACAGUAAAAAGCUAAGAAAUUUCUACGCUGGCAGCCAGCAGCCACCAGCCAUUAGGAUCCCAGACGUCCUCGAGGCAGGUGGCCAGACAGCCCUCAGCUCAGGAUCCAGCGACAGUGACGCAGGCAGGCAGGCGCUGUAUAAGGGGGCGCCGCGGGUCAUCUUGGCCACAGAGAACGACUAUUGUAAACUGUGCGACGCCUCCUUCAGUUCACCAGCAGUGGCACAGGCCCACUACCAGGGCAAGAAUCACGCCAAGAAAUUACGUUUGGCGGAGGCCCAGCAGAACUCCAGUAACAUGGAAGCCAGCAAUGAAGCAGCUCCAAGAAGAAACAGGAAAGAUGGCAGUGAAUACAGACUGGUGAAAAACCGCCGCAGCACACAGAUACCUGCUUCCAUGCCAGGGCCGUACUACAACCCCAGACCGAGGCAGCGCAUCCCCAGGGACUUGGCCAUGUGCGUGACUCCCAGCGGACAGUUCUACUGCUCCAUGUGCAACUGCGGAGCCGAGCAGGAGACGGACUUCAGGCAGCAUCUGGAGAGCAAGCAGCACAAGGCAAAAGUGUCGGAGUUAAGAUACCGCCAUGAGAUGGAGAACCUCGGCUACAGCUAAGAGACACAGGAGGGGAGGAGGGAGAGCAAAGGCAGGGACUGGAGUGUGAAGGAGCAGUAGAGUACAGGAAGGUAAAUACUUCUUCCUGUUUGAGGGAUGUGUUUAAGUGAUUAGCCCAAGUGGCUUCAAGAUUUUGUUGCAAUUCAUUUGCUAUAAUACAGUUUAUUAGAAAGGACACGUGAAUAACAGUGGCUCAGGUAAUAGAUUAAGUUUACUAAGUACAGAGUUGAUGGUGUGAUCCUAGCUUUUCUGUCUGCAGGUCAAAAUGUCCUUUGGCUAGACACUAAACCCCAAGUUGCUCUUGAUCUGCAGGUCAGUUUUGUCCAUCCCAUCAGGAAGGACAGGAUAAUUAGAUUUAUUUUGUCUGAGUUUUUGAUUUUGAAAUUUAGUCUGUAUAUUGAAUCAGGCUCCAACAUCCAGAGAAAGUGGCAGAUUUAGCAUAUAACUUAGAAACACAGACUGUAUUUAAAACUUGUAAAGCCGAUGCAGAAGUGCCUUAAACCUGCAUUCUAUCACACAGCCAGCAGGGGGCGACUCAUCUGGCUGCAAAACAAAGGCACAUGAAAAGAUGAGCCAACUUCUCACUUGAUUUGCUAACUCAGUAAAGAUUUUCCUAAUGAGUUUAUGGUCUCAGUCACUAUUUUCAAGACUUUGUAGAUGCAGUGUCAGGUUUGUUUGAUAAAUUAAGGUAACAUUUCGACAGCAAAAACGCAAUAAAACUGAGUAUGUGUUAAGGCAGGCCGACCUUGUGAUUGACAAGUUGUUGUGGUAUGGCUGUGUGCAGUGUCCUCAGGUUGGUGGUGAUUGCCAAAUAACAAAUUUUAGGCUUCAAAGCGGUAGUCCACAAACCACGGUGACUGCAUCAAUCUUUUAAAUACAGUCUAUGUAUGGAAAGAAAAAGAAAUUAUGCUUUAGUUUAGCUAUGAAACUGAUCUAAUUUUUUAGCCAACAUCUUUUCUUCAACUGUUUCUGGUCAACUACUUCCUUCAAAACUUUGAGCAGGUUGCAUUCUGGCUCAGGGUGCAGGAAAAUGCAAAUGAAAUGCAAAGAAAUCUUGGACUUGUUUGGGCAACAGCAAGGCACUCAGCAUUGAGCCACAAGGACAGGACAAGGAGACAGGGAAGAAGCAAAAGGGAGAAGACAAGAGAAAAGGCUUUCAGGUCAGAACAGCUUGGGAAAUCAAUCUCGGAGGACAAAGUUUUUGUUUGUGACUCAUGUUUCAGUUCUUGUGUGUGAGUCAGCCCUACAGGUAUUUUUUCAGGCCCUGCAGCAGGGACUUGAGGGCCACCUAGUGACCACAGGGCCACAUGGGGCCCAAAAGAGCAAAUUCAACAUCUUUAAAACCUAAUAGAGGUUUAAAAAAAUCCAAAGCUUCAAGCACUACUUGCUAAUUUAAAAAAACAAAGCACAAUGAACAUCAUCUCUUAGAAACAGUGUUAUGUGAAUCUGUGAGCCUCAGCCGACCUCUUAGCGAUCCUUUGGUGUGUCCAGGCUAAAGGCUAAGCCCUGGCUAGCCUUGUUUGUGCCUUUGGAGGGAAUUAAGCUAAAGAGUAAGCUUUGGUUAGCCAUUUUGGCAAUAUAAUAGAAACCAAUCUGUACUACUGAGUAGGUUUUUUUUAUAUUCCGUGUCAUCUCUCUUCUUGUAUUAAAUCCACACUAAUGUUAUGUAAAUAUGAUUAAAUUACAUUAUAGAUGUAAAUAUAGCAGAAUAUACAUGAAUCCUAUUGAUUCUUUGGUUAAUGUUAGCCUAGAAUAUAUUGUAAUGAUCUAUUUAAUAAUUAUCAGGAAUCUUGUACAAAGUGUGCACUGGCUGAAUGUCUGCUGAUCAGCACUGUAUGUUUGUAUGUGGGUCUCACUGUCGGCCCUCCAUUUCACUCUGGAUGGUGUCUUUCUUCGUUGGUAAAGUAACGCCGGCACCAUCAGUGUGUAUUUAAAAGCUGCUAGCCGUCAUUUGGACUGUGCUGGAGGAGCAUUUGCCAGGAGAGGCUGCCUCUGAAGCUGAGAGUUUUUUGAUGCAGAGUACAAGCUGAAUUUUUGUUUCUAGAAGCAGUCAAAAUGGCAUUGUGAGGGAAAAAGGCAUUCACUGACAGUGAUGCGUGCAGCUGAAAGCAUUUAACUCCAAACUUUAAAUUAGUUUGCAAAUUGCAGAGCUCCUGGAUAUUUUUUUUUGGUUCUUACACAUAUCAUUUAAUUCUCCCAAUCAAGCUUGAUUCCCAAGAGGGGCAUAACCAGGUUUUACUGCAGAGUGCUGCAGAGGAGUAACAUGGGCUUUGUCUGCAUUUGCACACAGAUCUGCUUUCUGUUUGUUUGAGGAUCUUUUUUUUUGUUCUUCUCCCCAUAUGACCAACUGAUAAGUCCAGCUGAUUUUCUGUCUUUAGCCCACUCUGAGAAGGUUGGUUUUAUAAUAGGAAUCUGAUUUAAUUUUCUGUUUCUUUUGAUUUAAUUUUCUGUUCCAUUUCAGUGGCGCUGAGCUUAACGUAGUGCAGACACCAGGCAUUCGGAGUUUACAGUCAUAUUUUGAAUCACUAAAAAAAUGUGUACUGUGCCUUUUAAAGUUGGCUAUUAUCUCCGCUGCAUUUGAAGAUGAUAAUGAUGGAGUCAAAAUUUUUUCAAAAUUUGUUGUUUCCUACACAAAAGUGUUGUCUUUGAAAACCUUAUUCACAUACUGAUGAUUCUUUAUUCCUUAAAUCAAAAUAGAUUUUAUUUACGCCUAAAGAAAUCACUUUAUGUCCCCACAAAAAAUGAUUUUCCUCAAGGAUUUGAAUUGAGCAGACACACACACACACACACACACACACACACACACACACACACACACACACACACACACACUCCCUACAUGCCAUAAUUGAAUCAGUCAAAGGCCUGAUCAGUUCACAUAAUUAGACGUGGUGGAAAGUGAGAUGAAAGCAGCGUCCUGGCUUUCUCUUCGGUUGGUUUAGCUGUGGGGAGAGGCAGCUGUUCACAUCUUAUGUUUAUCUCCAGAGCACAAACACACACACCUGACCACACACACAAGGACACUCAGGAGAAUAGCACUGUGAGGACAAAGUGCUGUGGUGCUUUGGAGGUUUUAAACACGAGAGAAAGGCAGAGCCAGAGGGAGAGGCAGGCAGAAGACAGAAAAUAAAAUGCUAGGCUUGUUUAUUAGCCCACUGUGCUGUACAGUUUUAUCAAAAAGGAACAAAGAGGAGCUGAUGAAAGCUGAGCUGUAACCAACGCUGUGGGUGAGACGCAGCUAGUCAAGGAGUUUUUCACAUUAGACAGAGUUGCUGUUAAUAGCACUCCUCCUCCUCCUAGAAAUAACCCACUUUGUCUCACAUGAAAGCUCUAACCUUUUAUUAUGUUGACAGGCUCCUGGAUUCAAAAUGAGAGUCACACUCCAAUGCUGCCAUUGAACACUUUCAGCAAGUGCAGGAAAUAAUAAACUGCAAAAGAAUGGAAAUAAUGGAGAUAUCACAGGAAACUAACAGACUCCUACAGACGAGGCCGGAACAGCUUAGCAUGUCCGAUAGCAAUCUGGAAACCCACUGUAUUUGUGCUCAUGUUUAGACCCUUUAUAUCAGUAAUUCCCAACUUUUUCGGUUCUUGACCCCUUAAAAUAAGGUAUUAUUUGCAUGAAACCAUUUAUCACAGGUUAUGGCCAUGAUGUUGACAGGAGUUGUGAGCAGAUCAACCAAAGAUUUCUAUUUUCUUAUCAUUUAAACACAAUGAGAGCAUCAAGACAAAAUAGCAACCGCUGUAUAAAUGCAGUCCAUUUAGCAUUUAAAAAAAAUGGAGAUGUGAAAAAUACUUCUUGUGAGCCCAGUGAUGACAUUUAAAAACAUUGAAAAGCAGACUGUUUUUGUGCCACGGGGUAAUAAAGCCUCAGCUGCAUUAUCGUCCAAAUCACCAGGGGCCCCAAAACCCUCUGUUCUGUGCCAAAAAAAACGAUGCGCACUUUUGGUUGGUUUCUGGGCAAGUAAUGCAGCUGCCAUAGGAACAAGGCAGACAUGAGGACAGGGCACAGACAUACACAACUCACAGAGGAGGUAGAGAGAAAUGAAUCUUAUGUGUUUGAAAUAUGCUGUAGAGGCUCAUAAGAGGUUAAAUGAUCCAGCAGAAGAUCCAGAAAAGUGAGAGUUUUACAUUUUCUCUGAAAGGUGGUGCAUUGUUGCAUUACUAUUGCACUGCUUUACAUGAUGCAUCGGUCCACUGCCUGUGUGUGCAGCAUGUGCUGAGUGUGAAUUACAGAACAGUCAGAGGGGAUUUUGGCUCCUUUGAAUAAGCCAUGAGCUCCCCUGAAAACAUUACUAGUGAACUUUUGGGGAGUCUCUGAAGUUUUGACAAUCAUGGAUCAUGCAUAAAAUUGGACUGUUAUUGAUGUAUGAUUCAUGCAUGAGGAUGAUUCAUCCCUAAUUCACUUUACGCAUGAUGCGUGGCAGCACAAUGUCUACAUAUAAACUGAGAACUUAGAGCAAAACAAGGCCGCUUCCUCGCAUAUGAUUUGUUUAAAAGAAAUCUACACCAACCAAUUUUGAAAAGAAAUCAUAAACAUUAGCACUGAUCAGAAUAAUAAUUAAUUCAAUUAAAUAGCGUGCUUUAUGAAUGCCUCUAUCAUUAAGUAAAGAAGCCGUAGUAUAGUUAGCACAUGGACCGUGAGACUGAUGGUCCAUAGCAGAAUAUAUGUGUCGCCCUUCCUCCAGGAUUUUGGGUCUAAUUAUUUAAAACAAAAUAAUGUUUUGUGAAAGAUCACUGGUCCUUCAAUGUGGAGCUCAGACUGCUUAAAAAUAUUAAUCUUAAGAUUUUUUUCACAUCAUUUAAGAAAUUCUCAAACGCAAGAAGCUCUCGUUUAAAAUUAAUUCAAUGGUCUGAAUAAGCAGAUAUUAUUAAAUCUAUUUGUAGCUAAUGCGCUAAAACAGGACAAGUAUUACUGUUACGUCAGAUUGUUUUAGAUUGAUAUUGUAGCAGUAAAGCAUAAUUCUACAUGUAAGCACUUGUGUUGGUUGCUCACAUUCAUGAAAAUCAAGUUUUUUACCUUGUCAAUACGUGUAUUGGGUGUUUUUACACGGGAGAAGAUACAGUAUGUGUGAAAGAAGCAGUCAGCACCGUGGCUAUGCAGUCUCACCUUAAAACCGCAUCUCAAACAGACAGAUUUUCGGGGGCUUUUCAGACAUAACAAACCUUUCCAUAGCUGAAUUACUCCAGUAUUACAAUUUAACAUUGUGUAGUGUAGGGUAAUUUGAUGGUGUUUCAGCAGACAAGGUGAGCUGGUGGUUAGACGUGGCAUUUUAAUAGAUCUGCACAUUCUAGAGGAAGCGACUCUGCAGAGUUGCAUUUAAGCCAUUUUAAGGCAGGAAGAUGAUUAUUUUCACAGAAAAGUUUCUAAAUAUGUAACUUUGAUACACAGAGCUGAGUUUUUAUGGGUUUAAUCGUUAAUCAGAGAGGGCCACUGUGGUAAAUAAAUAAAGGCAUCUGUCUGAACAUACCUGCCUUACCUGUUAAUGGGUUUAUUGUUUUGGCACUUUUCUUUCGCUGUGUGGUCCUUGAAAUAGAUGACAUUGCGUUAAUCUUUAUUAAAAGACUGUUUAGUUCUUGUUUGGUCUGAUAAAAUGUUGAAACAGUUCAAAUACUUGUUGUACUGUUUCCAUUUGUUUUCUUCUAACUGUGCUUACUUGUUCAAGACUAUAGGGACUAGUAGCUAUAAUCUACUGAUAACUAUGAGUUUCACUGUUAUUAACCGAUGCUGAUGUGUGUCAGCACCAUAAGUUAUAAGAUGAACUUCAGAGCUUCAUUGUAAAUGGCAGAGAGGUAUUAUGUAUCGCACUGUACAAAUUGAACUUGGUUUAUUUCAUGCAUGAGUAAAGUCAUAACUGUUGAGAUGUUUCUAUUACUGAGAGAAAAUAUAGGAAUGCCAUUCAAGAAUGUUUUUUAAGAGGUUUAUAUAGCAGGUUGGUUGGUUGGAAACCUCUGUGUGCUGUGAUGAAUCUACAAGCUGGUAUUGGAAAAAGGAAAUUACAAUUUUGCACUGAGUAUAAAAAGCCACCGGUGUUUAUAAGGAAAAGUACGCUACCAUAUGGUGUUGAGUUCCAGCGGAGACUUUGCUGUCAUUGCCAUUAUUUGCUCCUCAAUUAUUCUUAUCCUAAUGUUUACGAAGUGAGAAGUUGAAACUGUUGCGAAUGUGUAUCAUAUUUGUAAUUGUGUGUGUUGUUGCGUGUGCUGCACUGUUGGACUGAGCAGAUCAGGGUAGAUGAGCAACACAGUGAUGGUAAGCAGGAACAACAUAACAGCUGUAGCACAAAUUAAUAAAAAAAAUGUUUACCACACUGCAGAGAAGUCAGACGAUGGACCUCUACUGGUCUGCUAUUAUUUAAAGACACAAUUUUAAUGUCUACAAAAAAGUGUCAGGCACAAACUUUGUAUCAAAAGCACCUGAAAUCUUUUAACUUGGUGCUCAAAUCUGUUCAGGUCCGGUGUGUUGAUAAAAAUGAAUCCAAUUAUUCAUUCUUUAUUUUUAUUGAGGCUUUUUAAGUCCAUCUGAGAUAUUAGGCAGCAAUGCUCACCAGAGAAAAUCCACUGUUAACACAAGGACGUGACUCCUCAUCACAAUCACACCCCCACAAUCAGAACUAAAGAAUGUUUUUGAUGAACGCUGAAGAGUCUUUAAUCAAAACUAAAUAAGUGAAUUUCUCCAGACAUUGUACUACCUGGACGAUUGACAACUUCACAUCUUUUGGGAAAAAAAAAAAAUUCUUUGUUCGACACUAGACUGCCUUUUAAAGGACUAGCAUGACAUUCUUUGAAAAUGUGCUUUUUCUCCUUUCUUGCUGAGAGUUGGAUGAGAAGAAUGAUGUCACUCUCGUGCCUUCGCCUUGUAUCCAUGAGGUGUUUAGCGUAGCUUAGCAUAAAGACGGAAAAAGGGGAAACAGCUUCCCAUGCCGUGUCCAUAAUUCAAAGAUCUGCACCUCUAAAGGUCAUUAAUCAAUAUGAUAUAAUUUUGUGUUGUUAUUUGUGUUUUUGUGGUUAGAAGAAGUUUUAUACUGCAGUCCCUUCUUGCCGAACAUUUUUUUAUCACCAAGCAUUUCUCGGUAGUGUCUCUGCUGGCUUCCUGGCCGUGUCUCGUUGACAGUAAUCUAGAAAGACAGAGUGUAGCUAAGGCUGGAAUGCGAGACUUUUCCAUAGAAUGAUGAGCUUCACAUUGAAGGUCUGACUAAAUGAGUUCACACAAUGCUGAUUAGGCCUGUUGGUGCCAGGUACAUCUCUCUGCAUUUCACAGUUUUAUAUGCGCUGUCUCCGACCUCAAACCCAUUUCGGUGCACUGUGUUAUGGGACGGCUUUGCCAGAGUUGAAGAAGAGAGCAACUGUAGCAACAGCAGCAAUGCCAAAAUGCAAAAACAAACAAAAAAAUCUUAUAAGUCUCAAAGGUGCAUUGUUGGUUUAAGGUUCUUUUAUGACCCUUGGAUAGCAGUGAUGAUCUUCAGGCCCAAAGUUUUGAGAAAAGGGAACUUCACUGGCAUGUGCAGCACAAACCUAAUAUCACAGAAAUGUGUUGCCGAGAACAAACCUCGACUUCCUCAUUAUCAAGUGCUGAGCCCACACAGACUUGUCUGAGAUGGUCACAAAUUGGGACCCAACCUAGUGUUAAAAUUUAAAAGUUUAAAGGUGCUGUAGGCAGAUUUUUCAAAUUUAAAGGAAGACCAACUGUUUUGCCCUGUUUUCAGUCUCUGUGCUGAACUAGGUUAAUCAUCUCCUGGUUCCAGAUUCGCUGCUGGCACACAGAUAUGAGAGUUGUAUUGAUCGUCUCAUUAAACUCAGCCGGAAAGUGAGUCAACCUAUUUCCCAAAUGUCUGUUUUCUGUAUUUGUGUCUGCUCAUUUCAGCUGUAUUGGUCUCUAAGGUUGUUGCUGAGCCACAGCAAUAAGAAACAGGUUGUGCUUGCUUCACAUAAAAGCCCAUGUAUCCUGGUCCACACAUUAAGUGAGUCUGUACACUGUCAGAGUUCAGGACCUUCCACCUUCAUUUACUGUCGCGGGGCACAGAGCUCCAAGCAGCGUCCCUGCCGGACAGUAUAAACCUCUGUACUCUCUGUGAAAACCUCAGCACACUUUCAGUGCCUCUGGACAAUGUUGCCAAUAUACCACUGACUGACUGACUGGAUGCUUGUACAAAUGAUUUGCUGAUUUCCGAGGCUGCGUGUGUGUGUGUGUUUUCUGACAGAUGAAUAAACGUGCAGAUAAUAACA
Acanthochromis polyacanthus (spiny chromis) is the source of this 9813-nucleotide messenger RNA. It is a transcript of the gene zmat3, whose product is annotated as zinc finger, matrin-type 3. The transcript is spliced from 6 exons. The record is from RefSeq and is a predicted model, not a curated record. Lineage: Eukaryota; Metazoa; Chordata; Actinopteri; Pomacentridae. Gene Ontology annotation, molecular function: zinc ion binding; nucleic acid binding. Bases 106 to 1593 code for a protein of 495 amino acids.